Molecule: messenger RNA, 270 nt
Organism: Paramecium tetraurelia
Lineage: Eukaryota; Ciliophora; Oligohymenophorea; Peniculida; Parameciidae
Exons: 2
Biological process (GO): ubiquitin-dependent protein catabolic process; protein ubiquitination
Cellular component (GO): nucleus; cullin-RING ubiquitin ligase complex
Molecular function (GO): cullin family protein binding; zinc ion binding; ubiquitin protein ligase activity
Source: RefSeq, a predicted model, not a curated record
AUGGAAUAGGAAAAUAGAAUAGAAAUCAAAUCUUGGCAAGCUGUUGGAGUUUGGAGAUGGAAUAUAAAGGAUGACAGAUGUGCAAUUGACAAACAGAGUCUGUUUGGACAAUGUUUGGAAUGUGAAGCCAACCAAGUUCAAGACGAAUGUAAGAUUGUGCAAGGACUCUGCAAUCAUGGAUUUCAUAAGCAUUGCAUUGACAGAUGGCUAAAAUAAAGCAAUACUUGUCCACUUUGUAAUAAAGAAUGGAGUGAUUCUAAAAUAUUAUGA